AUGUAUUUGGCAGUCUAUUUACGUACUUCAACGACAGUCAACGCCAAGCCACAAAGGAUGCUGGAACGAUUUCUCGACUUAAUGUUUUGCGUAUCAUCAACGAGCCAACUGCUGCGGCCAUUGCUUAUGGCUAAUCAUCAAGGAAAUCGAACGACUCCAUCUUAUGUGGCCUUUACGGACACUGAACGUCUGAUUGGCGACGCUGCUAAAAAUCAAGUGGCAUUGAAUCCGUCUAUCACUGUUUUUGACGCAAAGCGCUUGAUUGGACGCAAGUUUGACGAUCCAGCCGUUCAAUCCGACAUGAAGCAUUGGCCGUUCAAGGUUAUCCAAGGAGAAGGUGCUCGUCCAAAAAUCCAAGUGGAGGUUAAAGGAGAGAUGAAGGCGUUCUUCCCUGAGGAAGUUUCGGCAAUGGUUUUGACUAAGAUGAAGGAAACGGCCGAAGCAUUUUUGGGACAAACCGUUAAAGACGCUGUCAUCACUGUGCCUGCGUACUUUAACGACAGUCAACGCCAAGCCACUAAGGAUGCUGGAACGAUUUCUGGACUUAAUGUUCUGCGUAUCAUCAACGAGCCAACUGCUGCGGCCAUUGCUUAUGGUUUGGAUAAGAAAGGCCAAGGCGAGCGCAACGUCUUGAUUUUUGACUUGGGCGGUGGAACUUUUGAUGUGUCAAUCUUGACUAUUGAAGAUGGUAUUUUUGAGGUCAAGUCGACUGCUGGAGACACUCACCUUGGAGGCGAAGAUUUCGACAAUCGAAUGGUCAACCAUUUUGUUGCUGAGUUCAAACGUAAGCACAGGAAGGACCUUGCCACCAAUCCUCGUGCUCUCCGUCGUCUUCGUACUGCUUGUGAACGCGCUAAGAGGACUUUGUCUAGCUCCACUCAAGCGAGCAUUGAAAUUGACUCUCUCUUUGAUGGAAUCGAUUUCUACACCAACAUCACUCGUGCACGUUUUGAAGAACUUUGCGCUGAUUUGUUCCGCAGUACUAUGGAUCCAGUUGAGAAGUCGAUUCGUGAUGCUAAGAUGGACAAGUCUCAGAUUCAUGACAUUGUUUUGAGCAUCAAUCCGGACGAAGCUGUCGCCUAUGGAGCUGCUGUUCAGGCUGCAAUUUUGUCUGGCGAUAAGUCUGAGAAUGUUCAGGAUCUUCUUCUUUUGGACGUUGCUCCACUCUCGUUGGGAAUUGAAACUGCUGGAGGCGUCAUGACUCCGUUGAUCAAGAGAAACACGACUAUUCCCACCAAGACUUCUCAAACGUUCACUACCUAUUUUGACAACCAGCCUGGUGUUCUUAUUCAGGUCUAUGAAGGUGAACGUGCUAUGACUAAAGACAACAAUUUGUUGGGCAAAUUCGAGUUGAGUGGAAUUCCUCCUGCUGCUCGUGGUGUUCCUCAAAUCGAAGUCACCUUUGACAUUGACGCCAACGGAAUUUUGAAUGUUUCUGCCCAAGACAAGUCGACUGGAAAGCAAAACAAGAUCACCAUCACUAAUGACAAGGGACGUCUUUCCAAAGAUGAGAUUGAGUAUGGUCCAAGAGGCUGA
Messenger RNA from Meloidogyne enterolobii, 1536 nucleotides. NCBI's taxonomy places the organism in Eukaryota, Metazoa, Nematoda, Chromadorea, Rhabditida, Meloidogynidae. The record is from the annotation of a GenBank genome assembly.